AUGAAAAAUCUCUUCUUCUCCUUCUUCAAGUCUCUGGUGGGCAAAGAUGUCGUCAUUGAGCUCAAAAACGAUUUGAGUAUCUGCGGAACUCUGCACUCAGUAGAUCAAUAUCUCAACAUGAAGCUCACAGACAUCACCGUCUCCGAUCCAGAACGUUUCCCACACAUGGUUUCAGUGAAGAACUGCUUCAUCCGCGGAUCCGUAGUCAGAUAUGUCCAACUUCCAUCAGACCAAGUCGACACACAGCUCUUGGCUGAUUCAUGCCGGAAAGAACUAGCCGAUUCGAAGGCAAAACAAUGA
Molecule: messenger RNA, 300 nt
Organism: Caenorhabditis remanei
Lineage: Eukaryota; Metazoa; Nematoda; Chromadorea; Rhabditida; Rhabditidae
Exons: 4
Coding region: 1-300 (99 amino acids)
Biological process (GO): mRNA splicing, via spliceosome
Cellular component (GO): P-body; catalytic step 2 spliceosome; U4/U6 x U5 tri-snRNP complex
Molecular function (GO): RNA binding
Source: RefSeq, a predicted model, not a curated record